Messenger RNA from Cicer arietinum (chickpea), 2838 nucleotides. RefSeq lists its product as uncharacterized. Gene Ontology annotation, molecular function: K48-linked deubiquitinase activity; cysteine-type deubiquitinase activity. Gene Ontology annotation, biological process: protein K48-linked deubiquitination. The record is from RefSeq and is a predicted model, not a curated record. NCBI's taxonomy places the organism in Eukaryota, Viridiplantae, Streptophyta, Magnoliopsida, Fabales, Fabaceae.
AAGUUCCAUUCCCGACAGUACCCUCAUCUGUUCACUUUAAUUAUUCACCUUAGUACCACUCCGCUACGUGUUUAACUCAGGGUUCAUACCGUCAUUUCACCAUCAUUACAUCUACAAUAAUUCAUCACCAUUCAUUCUAACACGACACCGUUUCACCCACUCAUCGGCACCGUCGUGGUUUAAGUUUCACCUCGACACCUCCGCCUCGUUUACAAUUUUCAUUUCCAUUUUUACCCCUCACCAGUUCUCCAAAUUCUAAUUCUUACCAACCGCUGUUCAAUUCAAUUCGCCAGAAACUCGAAUCCAAAAAUAUUCAAUUUUCGAUCGUCUCGAAAUGGAACCCUAAAAAUCACUCCCUUAGGGUUUUUGCGAUUUUCCGGGAUUGAAGGUUUUGAUUCUUCCGGGAAUGGCGGAUCGAGGAGAAGACGAGGAUUUGCAAAUGGCGAUUCGGAUGAGCAUGACGCCGGAGCCGAAGCGCAAUAAGCAGAGAGACGAAGUCACUGGCGUCGUUUCGGGGUCGCCGGAGGAGUCACCGGAAUUUAAGACGCGGAGAAGGGAGCUCAUGGCGGCGGCUGCCGAGAAGCGAAUGGCAACUGUCGUUAGGGUUUCUCCUUCGCCUUCGACGCCAGUGGUAGCUAAAGUGGGGAAGAAGGGCGGUGAAAUUGGAAAGAGAGAUGAGGUGAUACCUUUCAGAAGGGAGGAGUCGAGUAAUGCACUGUCUAUGGAAGAAGCUAACAAGUUAUUUGUUAUGGUGUUUGGGAGUGAAGUCUCAAAGGACAUUCUAGCACAAUGGUGCAACCAGGGAAUAAGGUUUAGCUCUGAUCCUGUAACAUCAAUGGGCCUAGUGCAGCAUGAAGGAGGCCCUUGUGGCGUUUUGGCAGCUAUACAAGCAUUUGUGCUCAAAUACAUUAUUUUCUUCAGUGAUGAAUUGAAAGAAUUGUCACGCAUGCCACAAAAUCGGGGUUUGGGUGCAUCAUGUAAAAGUUACUCUGUUCCAUAUAAUCUUUCUUCACUCACUGACAGUGUAAAAGUAAGAGCUCUUGUAAGGAGUAUGGGUGAAAUUUUAUUUUUGUGUGGAAGUAAUAGAAGGGCUGUGAUUGCAACUUUGAGCAUUCCAGGGAAUGAUUUUCAGCGUUUUGAAGGAAUCUCAGAGGAUGAGCAGGUUGUUGCAAGUUCACUUAAAGGUCUUUCAAUUGAAUCUUCCUUAGAUCUGCAGAAAGUUCUUAGAGUUGAAACACACACAUCACAAACAACUGCUUUGCAGAGGCUUGAAGCAAUUAUUCCUUUAUUCCAAAGUCGUAUGGGGGCAUUGCUUUUCCUAAUCUCUGCUCUACUUUCUCGUGGACUGGAUUUGGUUCAAAGUGACAGGGAUGAUCCCAGCCUACCACUGGUUACUGCUCCUUUUGGGCAUGCCUCCCAGGAAAUUGUCAACCUGCUGCUCUGUGGGCAGGCUGUUCCUAAUGUUUUUGAUGGAAGGAUGGAUUUAGGCGGGGGAAUGUUUCUGAAAGGUAUAUCCCGAAAUGUGGAAGUGGGAUUUCUCACCCUGCUAGAAUCCCUGAAUUUCUGCAAGGUUGGUCAGUUUCUGAAAACUCCGAAAUGGCCUAUAUGGGUUGUUGGGAGUGAAUCCCAUUACACAGUGUUGUUUGCUAUUGAUCCCAGCGUUCAAAACGAGAAUGAACUUGAAGGAAGAGAAACACAGAUUCACAAAUCUUUUGAUGCACAAGAUCAAAGUGGAGGUGGCGGCUUCAUUAGUGUGGAGGGGUUCCAUCAAGUCAUCAGAGAAACAAAUAUCAAACUUCCGGGAGAGAAGCUAGAGAACCUUUGCAGUGCAGGGUUCAUUGUAUGGAGUGAAUUCUGGCAGGUAAUUUUGGACCUAGACAAAAACUUGGGAGGUUUGAAAGAUUCAUCAGGAUUGAUGGGUAAGAAGGUCUUUGAUCUUUUCCAUUUUAAUGGGAUUGCUAAAUCAGAUUUGAAUGGCAGUCAAGUAAAUUCUGGUGGUGAAACUCCACUGCAAAGACCCAGGCUCACAAAAUUAAGCGUCUCAGUUCCCCCAAGGUGGACGCCUGAGGAAUUUAUGGCAGAUGUGCAAGGUCCAUCUGCUUCUAGUGCAAGUGACUCUGCUGGGAAGGACACUGAGGUAUCUAAACCAGAGCCGUCUCAACAUGCGCCUUUGGUUGACUGCAUAAGGACACGUUGGGCCCGUGCUGUCUGCAGCUGGUCAGGUGAUCCUCCUAGUAUAGUCUGAACGACUUUUUUUGGAAUCAUUUGUUGUGGUCAAAUGGGUUGAGCUGGGAAAGCACAAUCAGUUCAGCAAAGCCAUCAUGAAAAGAAGAGGAGACGAAGCUUUCAUGUUUUACUUUGAUAUUAUACCUCGAGGCACAUGAAAAUAAGGAGAAGGGGUCAACUCUCCAAAUUUUCUUCAAUAUUUGCGCAACCAAUAUAUGAUGUGGAUUAAUGUAUUUUCAAUUUUCUCUUCGAUUUUGUCUUUGACAUUCAAGGAGUGCGGGUAAGAGGGGUGUGUGGUAUUAUUUAUGGUGAAGCUUACUUGUAAAAUCAAUUUAAAUGUAUUAUCGUCAAUUAGGAAGGGUUAUAGUUUUGGGGGUUUAUUAUUAUUAAUAAACGUGGAAUCUAUUCUUGUUUCUGAAUUUGUUGUAAUAUAGAAUAUCUUCGAGCUUGGCUUCUGAAUAGGAGAAGAGUGAGUAUUUCAUAAAAAUAUUUUAUACCCUCUGUUGUAGAACAUCUCUCUCUGAUGAUGAUGGGCAUCUUAAUUUUAUCUGUGCUGGUCUCACUAUCAUCAGCAGGUCUGCAUGAGUUUAAAUUUGUAUUUGAAACUUGAAA